Planococcus citri (citrus mealybug) is the source of this 10898-nucleotide messenger RNA. RefSeq names its product ubiquitinyl hydrolase 1 puf (gene puf). Bases 217 to 10215 code for a protein of 3332 amino acids. Gene Ontology annotation, cellular component: cytosol; nucleus. The transcript is spliced from 52 exons. NCBI's taxonomy places the organism in Eukaryota, Metazoa, Arthropoda, Insecta, Hemiptera, Pseudococcidae. The record is from RefSeq and is a predicted model, not a curated record. Gene Ontology annotation, molecular function: cysteine-type deubiquitinase activity; protein binding. Gene Ontology annotation, biological process: protein deubiquitination.
CUUUUUCUUUUUUCAAAGCUUUUUUCUUGUAAUUAGAUAGAUUGUUAACGUAUAAAUGUCAAUCGUUAAUAAAGUGGUAAUUAAUUUUCAAAUAAUAAAUUACAGUAUCUAUUAAUGAUAAAUUCAUCAGUUAUCUGUGAUGGGCUAACAGCAGCCGUUGUAAAUUAUGAAACUUUUCUGUUCCUAAGUAUUCUAUUUUGAAGAUUUUGGUACGAAAUGUGUGAUAAUUGUACAGAUUUUGUCAAUUUACUGGAGUCCUUCGCCGACCGGAUCGUGUCUUCGAAUGAGGAUAUAACCGAUGAAGAAGAAGAAGAAAGUCAUGAUGAUGGAGACGUUAAAGAUCUUGAUAAAUACUAUAAGCCAUCUAAAGUAUUGCUGAAAGACGAAGUAGAGCGAUUAUUCAAUUUCAUUCAUUCUUGGUUCCAAAGACAAUGUAUCUGUUGUUUUCGCGACGGUGCAAAUUACGAGAGGUUCAGUUCAUUAACGCGUAAUUUGAUUCGACUUGUCAUCAAACAAUUAUAUGUGUUCAAAUAUCAGAGCAACCAUACAAAAGAUAAUGAGAUUCCUCCGGUGUUCUUGAACAAAAAUUGUUGGGUUGCUGAUUCUUCGGAACCUACUAUCUCGAAAUCUGAAGGAAGAUGGACUUUCAAAGAAUUGGAAACGUUGUUCCAUUUAAUAGCCAAAGUUUUUCUGGUAAAUUAUCCGUUGUAUUUGCCAUUCAAACAGCCCAUUCACAUGAAAGGUGGUGAUAUGGGUAGAGAUGGAUUUUUCAGUCAAUAUUGUGAUCUCACGGAGCAAGAUGUUUCAGCUUACUUGCUUCAAAAUGUCGAUUUAUUCUGCAGGUUGGAUGGUGUCCAGUUGAUUGCCGAUUGUUUUGAUUUCCAAGACUUACCCAUUAUCAUCGCGCAUUCGCUAAUUACGAUUGUGUGUAAUUUGAAAAUGUGGCUGAAUGUUAGAUCUAUUAUUACAAUGUUCAUACCACUGCGAUCGAAAGUGCUUCGUUACAUGUGUAAUAUGUCAGAUAAAGACUUACGAACACACACCAUCAAAUUGAUUUCAGAUUACAUGUGGAGUGCUGUGAAAGAUCCAAUGGAUACGCCGGUUACAUUUGAUAAAGAUGGAUUAGAUUUGGCAUUUAAAUAUUUUACAUCAUCCACGCUGACGAUGCGUUUAGCUGGUAUCGCUCAGAUUAAUAGUCAUAUCACAACAUUCAACGAUGUAUGCAAUUCAGAAAAUAUGUUGGAGGUUGAAGGAAUUGGGCAAAGUUUGGCUAAUUGGUUAACUGAUAAUAAAAUCAUAACCCACAUUUUUGGACCUAACCUACACGUUGAAAUAAUUAAACAAAGUCACAUCAUUCUCAACUUUUUGGCGAUGGAAAGUAAAAUCACCAACGAUGAUAUCGAUAUUAUUUGGCAAGCGGCGCAGUUGAAACACUGCAGCAAACAGGUUUUUGAUUUGUUAGCACCGUUGAUAAAAAAUCUCGAACCGGCGCCGGUUACUCAUUUAUAUCAUCUGCUGUACAAAAUGGAGCCCAAAGAUCAUACCGAACAAAGUUUAUUAUUGGCUUCUUCCAUCAACAAAUUCAUUUGGUCUAGCGGUUCAACUUAUAAUAAUUUGUUGGACGAAGCUCAAACACAUUCAAAGCUUAUGAAAAUGAAGGCACCCGUUACCAGCGGCUCAGACAACAGUGGCCUGGGGGAUGCUGAAAAUUCAGAUACUGAAAUUUUGCAGGUGGAUUCGAGCUCUGAUGGUGAUGAUAUUCACGAGGAUACUGCUCCCUGCAAAAAAAUGAAACUAGCCGCUUACGCUUGGCAUAAAAAGAAGUCCUGCAAAAUGCAUCCUAAUGAAAAUGUGAAGGUCGAAUGUGUUCUUGAUGAUUCUCAAGAGGAUGGUAAAAAAGAAUCGAAGAAGUUACCUUCUCAGAAUGACUCGCCAAAUAAAGAAAAUAUCAAGAGUAAUGAAUCGCUGAAAAGACAAAGAACCGCUUCGCAAGAGGAUGUUAAAACUAGUCACGAAGAAAAGAAACAAAAACCUAUCAAAGAGGACCUGCAAAUUAGUAAGCCAAAAGUUCCUAUUAUGCGAUGCAGUGGAUCGAAAUUAGAUCAUUCUGAAGACGAAGAUGUCGAUGUGGAUGACGAAGAUGUGGACGAUGAUGACGAUGAUGAAGAUAACAUCGACGAUGACGAGGACGACGAUGAGGACGAAGAAGGCGAUAAUGAGUUAACCGAGUCGGAUGAAGAAGUACAUUCCAUUCAUCAUCAUCAUUCUCAGCGUCUCCAUCAUUCCAGCUCGCAUCAACACCAUCACGAGCACCAUCAUUCUUUGAAAAAAUCUCUGACCGAACCAUCGAUUCCGAAUAUAUUAUUGAAUGAAAUCAUGGAAGAGACCAUGAGCGGCGAAGAUUGCAGCGUAUCGUCUCGUAUGAGUACAAAAUCAGAGAAAAAUAUGGCUGAUUUUGAUGGUGAAGAUUCGGUUUGUGAUGAAGAAUUAAUGCAGUUGGCAGCUCAUGCUCAUGCUCAAGCAAAUUUAACUCCGCAGCAGCUUACCCAUAUCGCAUUUCAUGCCAGAUUACCUGUGAAUAAAAAUCUAAUAGCCACCAGCAUACAAGAUUAUUCUUCCAUGUUACCGCAUUUCAAUUUAGAAAACGUUUGCAAACCUGGUUCAACUUUAUUGUGGGAUUUAGUUCAAGAUGAUAAAAUAUGUCAGUUGGCUGAAAAUAUGGCUUACGAAGCGGAAAAAAUACUAAUCGGAUUAGUAUGCUAUAAUACAGAUAGAGCAAUCAAAAUGAAAUUUAUAGAAGGGUGUUUGGAAAACGUUCAGAAAAAUCGUUCCGUUGUGAUUUCACUGCGCUUGUUACCAAAAAUAUUCGUAUCAUUUCACCAAGGUAGAGGAAAUGUUACAAAUGAUGUGAAUCAAAUUACAUUAUGGGCUUUCCAAAAACAUUCGAUGAUGGAACGAGUGUUUGCCAAUCUGAUUACUUACAUGAAAGAACGCAGUCCAGGUGAUAUUCAUUCUCACUUGACGCAUGUUCAAGUACGGCUGCAGUUCUUGUCCCACGUUUUUUCUCCUUCCGGUCUUCCAGAAUCUAUUCGAUUGAUGAUCGCAGAGUUGGAUACUUUGUGGCAAUGUUUAGCUCGCGAUCCUGAAACUAGCGACGACUUCUUCAGCUGGUUAUUACGUCAGGUCAAGUGUAAAGAACAGCAUGCUCUUGAUAGCGAAACAUUGAAGUAUUUGUAUACAAAACUCAUGCCUUCGUUGGCGCCUGAGGAUAUGACAAUGGUCGCGUUGUCGUUACUUCAACAACUCUGCAACAUGUCGAGAACCAGGGAGUCACCAAUGAAACAGAACAGCGAUGCUUUGGCCAUGGAACUUCUGUGGAAAAUUGCUCUCAGGGCUAACAAUACAGAUGUCAGUUUAGCAGCUAUGCAAUACAUAAAUAAUUACUACAUGUGUCGCCAACUGGAACAAGAACCUGAGUUCAUUAGCCAGUGCAUGGAAAAUUUAUCGGCAGCUUCGAAAGAAUUGCAUUCUGGCGAAGAAUCAACCUUGUUGUGUAUUCAAAGAGCAUUAUUACUUUUGAAAACUCACUUGGAAACAUUCAAACGGAGGUACGCUUAUCAUUUACGAAGAUGGGCUUUAGAAGGACAAGGUAUCAGUAGCCAUGUAAUUAGUUGGGAAUUGGGUGCUGUACCUUUGCAUAUCAUCGUUCAUGCGGCUGGAAUGACCGAUAAAGUUACCUUAGAUAUGUCGAGUACAGAUUAUAUAGCCGAUUUAAGAGCUGAAGUGGCGAAAUGGUGGGAAGCGAUGACGAUCAAACGAUGCCAAGCGAAUGAUGAGUUACCAAGAAAUGCAGUGAAACCGAUCAUGAUUCCUGAUGGGCAGUUGAGAAUGAUUACUCAAGGGCAAGAAUUAUUGAUUGAUUAUGAUGAAAAAACUUUAGCAGAAAUGGGCUUCAAAGAUACUCAGAUCGUUUACGUAUCAGUUGGCGCUAGUCGCAUGAAAAAGAAGGGAGAAGGAAUGGAGACUCCGUCCUUAUUACCUCCACCAAAACGUGAACAUAUUCCAACAUUGCUGUUAUUGCUUCCCGAAUAUUUCGAAACUCUGUUCAAACUGAUGCAUACCCUGAGCACGAUUCCUGGAAAAACUGGGCAACAGCAUCAUACAAGGGCUCAAGUUCUAUCUAGAAGAGUGUGGGAUAUUUUGACGCUUCUGCCUACAAACCCUACGUUAUUAGAAGGAUUUCAAAGGUUGGGAGCCGAUUCGGAUAAAUCCAGCACGGAUAAUUCGCAGCUAGAAAAUUUACUCAAUACAUCUAGUCCUCAAAAAUUAAUGUACUCUUUGUACAUUGUCGAAGCUUUAACUCGUCCUACUUACACGAAGAAUUUGGUUAAUCAGAGCAUUAACAGAGUGGUAGAAGGACCUAAUAAUAAUUGGAGUGAAAUUUUCAUCCAGAAAAAUGGACUGAAACAUUUAUUCGACAUUUUUAUGUCCGGUACCUUACAGAAUGGUAGCGAAUGGCAUCAAGACUGCUUGGCGCAUUUAUUAAAAUUACUUUGCCAAUUGGGUGUGCCAUUGGAAGAUAGACAUUCGUUGGAAUUAUUUGAUAGUUUUGGUAUUGCUACAUUACUGCCAAAUAUCACAAAAUCGAAAAGAAGACGAUGUAAUAAACAAGAGAAAUUAGUGAUUCCAUGUCUUAAUCAAACAAUGUUGGACUUAAUGGAUAUAAAUACGGUGAUGCCUCGUUUCAAUAGCAUUUUGAUGGAAAUGGCGUCACCUCGAGACUUGACUCAUUACAAAACUGGUUUUUGGGGCCGAGCACAAGUGGUGCACUUUGCGAUGGCUUUAUUAGUAUCGUGGUCUAAUUCAAACCCGCAAGUUAGCCGUGCUCUGGUUAUGUCAAAAAAUGCUUCGGGGUGGUUAUCACGUUUAGUUUUGGAAGAUCCGGAUCCUACUGUUCGUAGGGAAAUAUCAACAGCCUUGUUCAGAUUAUGUACCACUAAUCAAGAUAUUGUGGAAGUUUUAUUCACUACGUUGAAUUCGUUCAUGGAUAAAGCUGAAAGGAUGCGUCCUCAAAGACACGAGACCUUCCAGCAUCCUCAAGAGGAAGGUAAAGAGCCGUAUGGACCCACUUGUCGAGAUUAUUUUUGGUUAUUGUGUCGUCUAGUUGAUCUCUUACCUGAUGAAUUGAAAGAAAGUAGUAAUUCGUCAUCUCUCGACUUGACUGAAUUUACAAAUACCGCGUGGAGAUUGAUAGCUCACAGAGAAUGCGUAGAAAGACGUCAUACUCCAAUUGAAGACGAUGGUCUUGUUGGAUUACUCAGCUUCAUGUGUAACUUACUGAAAUACGAUAAAAUAUUCAAAGAACUGGGAUUGGAAGCAGUUGAUGAUAUUUUCGAGUAUUUAUUCGCUCUGCCGGACGCUACUAAUCGUCAUCUGCCUAAAUGCAAAUCUCAAUCAUCUCGUUCGGCUGCUUACGAUUUACUGGUAGAAUUAGUGAAAUCCUGUACCGAAAAUUAUAAACAUCUACAUGCUAAAGUUCUAGCUCAACAUAAACCAGGUCCCUUUGGUCCAUAUCCAUGGGAUUACUGGCCUCAUGAAGAUGGACGAUCAGAAUGUGGAUUCGUUGGGUUGACUAAUCUUGGAGCUACCUGUUACAUGGCGUCUUGCAUGCAACAUCUCUAUAUGAUGCCAGAAGCUAGGAAUUCUAUAUUGAAAGCUAAUUAUAUCGAAAACGCAAAACAUUCACAAAUUCUGAAAGAGCUACAGAAAAUGUUUGCGUAUUUAUUGGAAAGUGAAAGGAAAACAUACAGUCCUCGUAGUUUCUGUAAAGUAUAUACAAUGGAUCAUCAGCCUCUGAACACUGCCGAACAAAAAGAUAUGGCCGAAUUCUUUAUCGAUUUGGUAUCCAAACUCGAAGAAAUGACCCCCGAAUUGAAAGAGUUGGUGAAAAAUCUUUUUGGUGGAAUUAUCAGCAACAAUGUCGUAUCUUUGGAUUGUAGUCACGUUAGUUGUACACUGGAAGAAUUUUACACGGUACGUUGCCAAGUCGCUGAUAUGCGAAGUCUGAUUGAAUCUUUGAACGAAGUUACGGUUAAAGAUACUCUGGAAGGUGAUAAUAUGUAUACGUGUUCUCAAUGUGGUAAAAAAGUACGCGCUGAGAAAAGAGCUUGUUUCAAGAAGUUACCAAAAAUUUUGUGUUUUAACACAAUGAGAUACACGUUCAACAUGGUGACUAUGACGAAAGAAAAAGUAAACACGCAUUUCUCUUUUCCAAUGCGCUUGGAUAUGUCCGAAUAUGUAGAAAAGCAUCUUAUACCGCAGAAAAGUAAUGAACUCGAACAAAAUCCCAACGACACCGAAGAAAAUUACGAAUACGAAUUAAUCGGCGUUACAGUACAUACAGGGACAGCAGAUGGCGGUCAUUAUUAUAGUUUUAUUAGAGAUCGUUCUUAUACCGUUAAGCGGGAUAAAUGGUUCCUAUUUAAUGAUGCGGAAGUGAAACCUUUCGAUCCUAAUCAAAUCCCAGCCGAAUGUUUCGGCGGAGAAAUGACGAGCAAAACGUACGAUUCAGUUACCGAUAAAUUUAUGGAUUUAAGUUUCGAGAAAACAAACAGCGCGUAUAUGUUAUUCUAUGAACGUGUAAAUAAAGACGAAACCAAAGAACAAGCAUGGUGCUCUUCGGAAGGCGGUUCCAAGGAAGAAUCGUCUGAAUGUUUUGAAGAACCCAGUUCGUUAGUACCUGAUAUCAAACUAAACAAGGAAUUGGAAGAUUGGAUUUGGCAAGAUAAUAGACAGUUUUUACAAGACGAAAAUAUUUUCGAACAUACGUAUUUCCAAUUCCUUUGGCAAAUUUGUGGCUUUAUUCCCCAAACGUUGGAGAAUCCUCAAGAAAUGACCGAAAUGGCUGCUCAGUUAACUACGACGUUCUUUUUGGAGACGUUUAUUCAUUCGAAAGAAAAGCCUACUAUGGUUCAGUGGGUGGAAUUACUUACGAAACAGUUCAACAUGUCGCAGAACGCCUGUGAAUGGUUCCUUCAACAUAUGGCCGUAGAUAACUGGUGGCCGGUGCAGAUAUUGAUCAAAUGCCCCAAUCAAAUGGUCAGACAAAUGUUCCAGAGAUUGUGUAUUCAUGUGAUACAACGAUUAAAAUCGGCUCACCAAGCUUUGUACUUGAAGACAGAUUUUUGCGACGAAAACGACGAUGUUACUAAUAUUGACUCGGAAAAAGUUGGUUGCUUGUCUUGUGUAACCAUGUUCAUUAGAAUGUUGCUAUCUCUGCUGGAACAUAGUGCUAAAGCUCACUGGAAGAAUUUAUCAGAAUAUUUCACAUUGCUAAACGAAUUUUGUAAAAUGGGUGAUCAAGAAAGUCAAUUUUUACUGUCCAUAAAUACUAUUUAUUCGAUGGCUAAUUUUUAUCUCGGUCAAAAACCCACUGAUCUCAUGGAAAUGAUUGCCGAAGAGGAUGAAGAAGACGAGUUACUUGCUAUUGCUAGCGAACGAAGUAAGCCAACAUCGCUUGAGAAGAUGAUUACAUUGAUCGCUACUCUGGUUGAAAAAGCUCGAGGACAAGAUCAUACGUUAAAAUUAACCGCUCUCGAUCAUCAUAUAAUUGCUGGAGGAAAAGGCUUCCUGUUUCUUAUUCAACAAAUCAAAGAUAACAUCAAUCUUCAUCAAACGAGGAAUCUAAUAUAUUCGUUAUGCAGAUGGAAUGAUCCUCUAGCUAAUCAAAUUGUAACCGUUAUAUUCAAUACCAUACAGAAAUUGAGCAGUAAUCCAGAUACAUGCCAGCCAUUUUAUCGUAUAUUGACGUUGCUCUGUGAAAUGAACGGUUCGUCGGGAUUGCCAUGCUUCACUCAAUUGAUUUUACGUCGAGUUUGGGACGUAGCUGAUAUUUCACCGUACGCUGUCUUAGAUUGGUUAUCAUUACAAGUACCGAGGAAUAAAAUUAUCAGUAGUUCUGUAUUAUCCGAUGUGGAUACUUGGCUGGAAAGAUUUUUAAUGGCUCAUAAUAAUCAACGUGUUCGAUCUGCUGCCGCAUAUCUACUUAUACAACUCGUACCAUGCCCUCAAUUCCGUCAAGGGUAUAGAAUAAACAGAGUGCUUUGCAGUCCACAAAAGGAUCUAAAUAUGACACCCGAAUCUCGAAAAGUUUUGCAUCAAGUGUAUACAGCCUUAUUGAAUCAUUUGAAAGCAGCAAAAACCUACGUAGAUGUUUCAACUCACAGCACUGCUAAACUCACAGCGUAUUUUUCGAUUUUAAAUUAUUGUACUAUUUCGAGGACGGAAAAGUUACUGUUCGGACCUUAUUUGAACGAUUUAUGGCAUAUAUUUUAUCCUAAAUUAUCGGAACCUGGUAUUCCGGUCAAUCAGAACAAACAAGCAUUGCUAAUUUAUUGGAACACCGUAUUAUCAGAUUGCCCUGAAAAUGUUCAGUUAAUGUUACAGAAUAGCAACAUCGUUAAAAAUUUGCCUUUUAAUUAUAUUCUUGCUGACAAUGAUGACCAAGAGGUGAUCAUGUUCAACAGGUUUAUGUUACCGGCAUAUUAUGGCAUCCUACGAUAUAUGUGCUUACAUUCUCGUAAUUUCACCAGGCAACUGGCAAAUCAUCAAAAUAUGGCUUGGGCCUUUAAAAAUAUUUCAAUGUAUCCUACUCAAUAUCCGAUGACUGUGGAUGAAUUAUUUAAACUGAUGCAAUUAUUUGUCAAAACAUAUCCUGACAGCACCGAACAAGAAUUAGUCGAAAUUCGAAUGUUUCGCAAACAAACGUUACAACUUUAUACGCAGGUUCUUGAUCCACGAUCUGGUUGGGGAACAUUGAUUCCAGCUGUUAAAUUAUUAGUCGAAUCGGAUGAAGAUAGAUUAUGUUUCAUUUUCAACGGAGGACUACAUAUGUGUUUCCAAGCUUUCCAAUUAUUGCAUAACAUGUACCAUGAAGCUACCGCUUGUCACGUUUACACAGAAAUCGUAGAUUUACUCACUAUAAUAAACGAAUUUUUGAAAUGUCUUCGAGAAUUCCGUAACGAGAAAGAAGUCCAAAAAUAUCUACUCGCGUGUAAAGAUUGGUCGGAAAUCAUAAAGAAAUUGUUUACUUUGUUGAAUACGUACAGUUGCCCUGAAAUGCGCUCUGUUGUAUUAGAUAUUCUGAGAGAAAUGGUUACGCUGCUGCCGAAUGACGUGAUAAACGUCAUGGUACCAUUUUUGUCACAGUAUCAUGGCGUUUGCGAAGAUUCGAAUGUGUCUCCUGUUAGCACUAAUACGGCUAUUGGACCAUACUUUCCUCGACGAGGGCAUAAGAUGCCUUCGAUGAUGCCGAAAAAUAGCGCUCGUCCGAUUCGUCCUAUAAUUCAAAUGGCUGUGAAUGUAAAUUUAAUCGAAGUGUCGAAAGGCGUUGAUCCUGAAUACGAUAAAGCCAUAACAGCAUUCUAUUCGCCGUAUCAUAAUAUGGUCAACGCAGUUUGUCGUCUGGCUGUUGAACACGAUUGUUUGGCUGAACAAGCGAUAGCUUUAAGCGCUAAACUCGGCUUGGAAGGAGCUACACUUCAUUUUGCCAUCUUCCCUAAAUUUUGGACUGAUUUGUAUCAGUCUCAAACUCAGAUGCGUGAUAGUUCGAGUUCCGGUAAAGAUUAUGUUGGUAUGUUGGUUCAAAAUCGACUCUUCACUGAGUACGUAGAGACUGUGUUAUUAGAGGAACGAGUUUCCCUCGUGAAUUACACCAUUUAUCAAUGCAUAGGCACGUUUUUACCAAAGGUAGCUAGUACUGUGUUAACUGAACAAAAUAUUAAAAUGAUGCAAAACGUUAUCACACUGAUGGAUACCGAUAGCAAUGUGGAUAAUAAUCCCGUACAAACUACCGGUACGCUGAGAGCGUUAACUUUAGUCUUCGAUCAAGUAAGCCCGCCUGCCGAACUGCAACCAAAAUUGAACGCGUUAAUAGAAAAGGCGAAUGCGGCGACAAUGAUGAAUCCCAAAGAGGAUUUGAACGUUGACGAUGAUGAUGAUUUAGAGGAAGACGAAGAAGAAGAAGUCAGUGACGAAGAAGAGGAAAUUAACGAUGUCGUCGACGAUGACGACGACGACGACGAUGAAGAAGAGGACGAAGAAGAAGACGAUGAAGAUGCUUUGCGAAGAAUAGUCAAUCAAGAAGGCCAAGCCGGAGUAAAAAUAUUAGGAUUGAAGAAAAAUAAAGAAUCAAAGCAUCGGAGUUCUCAACAGUAAAGUUACAAACUGCAUUGUGGAGAAAAUUCACUCAUUCGUCGAUUAACGUAAUUCGAACGUUUUAACAAUGCGAUCCAUUUUAAGUUUAAUUUACUGCCUCGGAUUAUCCUUUUUUUUCCUUUCAUUUUGUUCGUUUCGUUUCAUAUUUUAAAAUCGAUCUUAUCGUUUAAAAUCAAAUCAUUACGCAUCUCGUGUUUUGUGCUUAACCAACUGUCGCCCUCGUGUUUGAAAAAUUGUUGUUCCCUAAUUUAUAAUAUACCUAUACACCUAGACCUACAUGUUAUUUUUACUUCUACUAUAAAAUAUAUAUUCAUUUUUUUCUAAUUUAUGACCUUUUUUUUUAAAAAAAUGAUUUUGUUCGUUUUGUAGAGAUAUUAACAGAAAAAUUCGGGUGUUGUUUGUUUCAUAUGGCCGUAACUCAACUCGUUUGCGAAUAGUUUUAAUUUUUAAUAACUUUUAUUAUUUUUGUAUUCGAACAUUUUUUUUUUUUUUGUUUGUUGAAAAAGAAAUGAAACUCAUUUGUAAAUAUUUUUAGCAAUUUGUUUUCCUUUUGUACAUUUUGUGAUUCAUUGAAUCGUAUCAGCAAUAUAAUAAAAUAACAAUAAUGCUAUAAUUAUUUUUUUUUGGUGGUAUUUAAAGAUUUUUAAAAUGAAAUUUAUAGAGUAAAAUUUGUUUUUGUUUUA